UAACAACCCACACCAAUGGAACAAUCUGCCUCCUCCACUCUCACCGGACUUCUCCGCCGGGCAGCCGAUACCUUCCCCUCGCGUCGCGCCAUCUCUGUCGCCGGCAAGUUUGAUCUCACCCACUCCCGCCUCCAACAUCUCGUCGAUAUCGCAGCCAACCGCCUCAUCUCUGCUGGCAUCAAGCCCGGCGAUGUCGUGGCUCUCACCUUCCCCAACACCGUCGAGCCCGAACAAGCCGAUAAUGAAGCAGCCGAAGCCGAAUUCACCCUCUCCCUCAGCCACCGUCCUGACUCGGACUCUAACUCGGACCACGACUCGCUCUCCGGACUCACCAACGAUCCUUCCGACGUGGCGCUCUUCCUCCACACCUCCGGCACCACGAGCCGCCCCAAGGGCGUGCCGCUGACUCAGCACAACCUCUUUUCCUCCGUUCGCAACAUCCAAUCGGUGUACCGACUCACUGAGUCAGACUCGACGGUGAUCGUGCUCCCUCUCUUCCACGUCCACGGCUUAAUCUGCGGAUUACUCAGCUCUAUCGGCGCCGGAGCAGCCGUAGCCUUGCCGGCGGCGGGGAGAUUCUCCGCGUCGACGUUCUGGAAAGACAUGAUCAAGUACAACGCCACGUGGUACACCGCGGUUCCAACGAUACACCAGAUCGUACUUGAUCGCCACCAGAACAACCCCGAACCGGUUUACCCGAAGCUCCGGUUUAUUCGUAGCUGCAGCGCGUCGCUGGCACCGGCUAUUCUGGGUCGGUUGGAGGAGGCUUUCGGUGCACCGGUUUUGGAGGCUUAUGCGAUGACGGAAGCCUCUCAUUUAAUGGCUUCGAAUCCGUUGCCGGAAGAUGGGCCCCACAAGGCCGGGUCCGUUGGAAAGCCCGUGGGGCAAGAGAUGCGCAUAUUGGAUGAAACGGGCCGGGUCUUGGAGGCUGAGGUUAACGGUGAGGUUUGUAUUAAGGGUCCCAAUGUGACGAAUGGUUAUAAGAAUAACCCAGAUGCUAAUACGGCGGCGUUUCAGUUUGAUUGGUUCCAUACCGGUGAUCUUGGUUACUUUGAUUCUGACGGCUAUUUGCAUAUUGUGGGUCGGAUCAAGGAGCUCAUUAACCGUGGAGGAGAGAAAAUAUCACCAAUAGAAGUGGAUGCUGUCCUCCUAUCUCAUCCUGAUAUUGCUCAGGCGGUUGCUUUCGGAGUUCCCGAUGACAAAUACGGCGAGGAGAUAAACUGUGCAAUCAUCCCAAGAGAAGGGUCAAACAUUGAUGAGGAAGAGGUGCUGAGAUUUAGCAAGAAGAAUCUUGCAUCUUUCAAAGUCCCCAAGAAGGUCUUCAUCACUGAUUCAUUGCCCAAGACAGCCACUGGCAAGAUUCUACGCCGCCUAGUAGCUGAACAUUUUGUCUCUCAAAAAUGAUAUGCUUGCUGGAGUGCCUCACCUUAAACCUUUCCUACCUGGCCAAUAAAGGGUUGGAGUCUAUAAUUAUUCAUAAAUGUUGACAAUGUUGGCAUUAUGAGGAACAAAAAAGAAACAUGCAAUUAGCAUUCAACAUUGUAAUUUUAUGAUUGUGAGGGGUUUACAGAUUACAACGCAACGUUUUUACAUGGGAUUAAUUUUGUGAUGAGAUAUAGAAUACUAAUAGUGUGUUGAUUUUGUAGGCAAAUUCUAAAACUUGAAUUUCUUAAUUCUAUACUUUGGAUAAGUGAAGAUAACACAUGUACCAGGAGAAUACGAAACAAGCAUCCGAGAAACAAUUAUAUAACUGUUA
Arachis ipaensis is the source of this 1756-nucleotide messenger RNA. NCBI's taxonomy places the organism in Eukaryota, Viridiplantae, Streptophyta, Magnoliopsida, Fabales, Fabaceae. The record is from RefSeq and is a predicted model, not a curated record.